UCAUGAGUGAUUGUACAUCGCAUUUUUUUUGUUGUCGGCUUUACAUUUAUAUAAAACAAAUUAUAAAGUAUAUAAAACAAAUAUAGUAUCAGCAAUUACAAAUAAGCCUUCUUUCUGUAACAUUAAGAUAAAGACCAAAAAUGUUCGGAACAUCCAGCAUAGGUGGUGGUAGUACCUUUGGCACAACAGCACCAACUACUACUCCAAAUCCCAUGAAAGAUUUUGAAGUUGUAUCGCCUCCUGAAGAUACAGUUUCUGCUCUUGAAUUCAGUCCCUCGACCCUACAACAGAAUUUCCUCAUUGCCGGAAGCUGGGAUAGUAGUGUGCGAUGCUGGGAAGUGGAACAUACUGGCAAAACAGUACCCAAAUCAAUGAAAACACUUGGAGGCCCAGCACUCGAUGUGUGCUGGUCUGACGAUGGCACAAAAGUUUUUAUGGCAUCGUGCGACAAACAAGUUAAAUGCUGGGAUCUAGCUUCAGAUCAAGUUCUCCAAGUUGCGGCCCAUGAUGCUCCAGUUAAGACUUGUCACUGGGUCAAGGGAUCAAACUAUACAUGUCUUAUGACUGGUUCCUGGGACAAAACCUUAAAGUUUUGGGAUACGCGCUCACCAAAUCCAAUGAUGGUUAUCAAUCUCCCUGAACGCUGUUAUUGUGCUGACGUAGACUAUCCUAUGGCUGUAGUUGGUACAGCUGGAAGAACACUAAUUGUCUAUUCGCUGGAUCAGAAACCAAGUGAAUUUAAGCGCCAAGAAAGUCCACUGAAAUAUCAACAUCGUACAAUUUCAAUAUUUCGGGACAAAAAAAAAGCUCCAACAGGUUACGCCCUUGGGAGCAUUGAAGGACGCGUUGCUAUUCAGUAUGUGAACCCCGUUAAUCCGAAGGAUAAUUUCACAUUCAAGUGCCAUCGAAUGACUGGAACCGCUGGUUACCAGGAUAUAUAUGCUGUAAACGAUAUUGCAUUCCACCCCGUUCAUGGUACCCUUGUGACAGUAGGCUCUGAUGGAACCUUUAGUUUUUGGGAUAAGGACGCGCGAACAAAACUUAAGUCCUCGGAAAUGAUGGACCAGUCCAUAACUAAAUGUGGAUUUAAUGCCAAUGGACAAAUUUUUGCGUAUGCAGUCGGCUACGAUUGGUCUAAGGGACAUGAGUACUUUAACGCAGCCAAGAAACCAUCUAUAUUCCUUCGUCCAUGUUAUGAUGAAUUAAAACCACGCAUUAAUUAAAAAACUACAUGUUGACUGGUAAUGAGUCUGCAUUAAGUUUAUUAUUAAAGCAACAACUAUGUUUUUAAACUAUGA
Messenger RNA from Episyrphus balteatus (marmalade hoverfly), 1298 nucleotides. It is a transcript of the gene Rae1, whose product is annotated as protein Rae1. Gene Ontology annotation, cellular component: nuclear pore. Gene Ontology annotation, biological process: RNA export from nucleus; transcription-dependent tethering of RNA polymerase II gene DNA at nuclear periphery. The coding region runs from base 141 to 1223 and encodes 360 amino acids. The transcript is spliced from 4 exons. The record is from RefSeq and is a predicted model, not a curated record. Lineage: Eukaryota; Metazoa; Arthropoda; Insecta; Diptera; Syrphidae. Gene Ontology annotation, molecular function: ubiquitin binding; RNA binding.